AUGAUGGAGUCUUUGGAUAUCAGGAUAUUGGAGACAAAGUGCAUAUUGCUGAAACAGAACCAACAACAGAAUAUCAAACUAAAGAUUGGCACUGGAAAGCUGGGAGGAUGGAUUAAACAAUGUUCUUCCAGUCUACCACUGGACCAUAUUGCCUUGAACAAUGGCCAUGUCGAUAUCAAUUGGGAUUGGUCAUUAUCACUAAAGUAUAAGCCCAAGAACCAAUAUAUAUAUAUUAGACUGAUGGAAGAUGGAUUCCUGAGCAAUAUCAUUGGAGAGAGCGUCAUCGAAAUAGGCAGCUUGUCAAUGAAUAAUAAUAAUAAUAGCCAGACAUUAUGUGUACCACUACACUUGAUGAGUCCAGGUUAUGAUCAGUCAAAGACUGCUCCCAUUCGAGUUGGCGAGCUAAUAUUGACUGUUGGGUCUUGCUCAAGUGGUAUGGGUAGCAGUAGGAAUAUUGGCGCACCAGCCAAAGCCAUUGCCGAUGGCAUACCAGCCAAGAGUGAUGAUGCAGACGACAAAUCUGGUGUACCAAUACAUGAGAAUGGAAGUGAUCAUAUGGCUAUUGAUAGCGAUCAGAUGGUCCCCGAGCAAGAGGUGGUCACAACCCACUCUUCGACCUUCAAGGAGCAGCUGAAGGAGUCAAUCAGUUCGGCCUCACAGAUGAUCAUCGACGCCAUUAGAGGCAGGUCAUCAAGUUUUGGCAACUCGAGUGAUCAUCCCGAGGCCAAGAACCUGGUCAAGGAGAUGAAGUCAUUUUUGAGACGAGAGGAGAAGGCAAUCAGAUCACAACCAUCAUUGUCCGACACUGUUCAGUUGGUGGUCAUUCAAUGCAGUGGGCUCGAGAAGGAGUUUGCAGCCAACACUUUGAUGAUGGGUUGUCGCGUCAAGAUUGGCACAUCGAUGGAGAACAAGAAGGACACGAUACUCAAGCCAUCGUCUCAAUUGCUAUGGAAACAAUUCUUUGACAUCUCAUUGGCACAUCCACUUCAAAGAUUCUCAGUCUCAAUGCAGUUGCUCACUAUCCAAUUGUUGGAUCACUCGACGACCCCACCCACAGUGUUUGGCGAAUCCAAGGAACUCAACUUGUAUUCUCUCGAGCGUGAGAAGAUUACUGAGCUCUGGAUGCCGAUCAAGAUCACGAACUCUCAAUACGAAGACAUGUCCUGUUCACCCAAGGUCCAUCUUGUGUUGAAGUAUACAACUGGACGCAUGAACAAUGAUGAGAUGACCGAGUUAUUGUACCAAUCACUCUGUGGCCAAGAUCGUGUCCUGAUAUCUUCAUUGCUCCAACAAGGUGCCAAGAUUAAUAGUUAUUUCAUUGAGAAUAGAAAUGCCGAUCAUCCAUCCUACACCACGCCAUUGAUCAAAGCUGCCAAGAAUGGCAAUCUCCAUCUGGUCAAGUCCCUCGUGGAACUUGGUGCCAAUGUUAACUUUGCUGAUCCCGAAGGCUUCACUCCCCUGAUGAAGGCAUUCCAAUUCGAGGGUAUCCAUCAGCCAUCAUGUAUCCACGUUGCCAGAGUUCUCCUAGAUGCUGGAGCCAACCCAAGCUUUAGGAACAAGAAGGGAGAUGAUAUAUUCAAGUAUUGUAGAACUAGGGCAACCUUCCAGUUUGCAACAUCAUUUAUAUCAUCAAACUUCCAUGAGGUUGCGGUAGUGAAGUGUCCAAGAUGCUAUUCCAUUGAUGUCCCAAUGUGCACAGAGUAUCGCAACUCCCCAAUAUUCCAAACCUCAACAUGUCGUUGUCCAAGACCAUCCAACUGUCAGUCCUGUAACUUCCCUCUAACAUUCAAGGAUGAAUAUACACGUAUAAUUGCCAAGAAGGAGGUGAAGUACUUGAUUAGGAACUAUCACUCAAUCUUGAAGAACUAUCCACAAUUGUUGGUAUGCUGUCCAUGUUGCCAGUCGAUGGCAUUCUUGGGUGUAACCGCGGAGUUGUCCUUGGGUGGUACAUUCGUCGAAGAGAAUGAUAUUAUGAACCAUAUCCAGCAUCUACCAAACUGCAACUCGAUCAGAUUGCACUACAGUAAGGUUAUGCUCACUUCCAAAUCAUUGGAUGCACUUCUUCACCUUGCCCAGCGAUCCCCAUUGUCCAACUUUAACGCUAUUAUGGCACCACCUGCCAAGGACAAGGACUAUGCCCCAUUCAACAUGCUGCCACAUGAACUGAUCAUAUCCAUUUGCAGUAAGAUGGACUCUUGGACCGACAUCAUUCAUCUUACACAGCUCAACUGGCAAUUCAAUCGUGUGCUAAGUGACAGCAUGUUCUGGAAGAACAAGUUGUUCUCACUGUUCAGCAUCUCGCGUAGCAGUCUACUGCCCUCACCUCAACGACUGUUCAACACCUCGUUCAAGUCGCUCUAUGGCCACUACACCAGCCUGGCAGAGUGGAUCCGCCUGCUGCUGCUCGAGGAGACGUUCAAGCCACGCUACGCCUAUGAGAUCAACUCUUCCAAUGGCAACCUGCGUGUGGAGUUGUCGCUCACAUCCAAGAAGUACCUGUUCAACAAAGAAGGCCAUUCAUUCAACUUUGUCAACGAGUUCAAGCUAAUCCUCGAGUUCUCAGCCAUCAAGCAACUCGAGCACAUUGAGAUCCUGGCCAACAACCAACCGAUUGAACUCAUUGCCGAUCUAAGCAGUCAGAUGACUCUGCCUACGAAUGAGAACCAGCCCACAUCGGAAGAGAUCAACAAGCAUGUUGGAAAGGCAUCGAUUCAUCUCAAGCUGCAAGCCAAGGCAAUCGAUCGAUGGAUCAAUCAAUACCUCAAGUUCAUGUUCCCAGGUUUCCACAACUUCCUACUCAUUCGCGAUGAUGUUGGAGGAAGUAUCAUCCUUGACUUCUUCUACUAUGACAUCCAUUCCAUCACAUUGCACCAUUAA
Molecule: messenger RNA, 2877 nt
Organism: Acytostelium subglobosum LB1
Lineage: Eukaryota; Evosea; Eumycetozoa; Acytosteliales; Acytosteliaceae
Exons: 5
Coding region: 1-2877 (958 amino acids)
Biological process (GO): anatomical structure morphogenesis
Cellular component (GO): nucleus
Molecular function (GO): protein binding
Source: RefSeq, a predicted model, not a curated record